Molecule: messenger RNA, 423 nt
Organism: Arachis ipaensis
Lineage: Eukaryota; Viridiplantae; Streptophyta; Magnoliopsida; Fabales; Fabaceae
Source: RefSeq, a predicted model, not a curated record
AUGCGUCUUGAUGAGAGGUACGUUCCGUACUUGCAGAUGGCCGGCUUGUACCAUCUUGCGAGACUGAACGACAGAUGGUUCCGACUAGACGAGCCCCUAGUCAGUGCAUUCGUCGAGAGGUGGCGGCCUGAGACGCACACCUUCCACAUGCCGUUCGGAGAGUGCACCAUCAUGCUGCAGGACGUCGCAUACCAGCUGGGGUUGCCGGUGGACGGUCAUUAUGUUAGUGGUUGCCUAACAGACUUCCACCUAUACAUUGAGGGUGGGAGGCCUGCUUGGACGUGGUUCCAUGAGUUGCUCGGUGUCUUACCUCCUGAAAACCAAAUUCAAAAAUUCGUAGUGAACUGCACAUGGUUCCAGGAGACAUUUGGAGAGUGUCCCGACGGGGUUGAUGAGGAGACAAUGGCUACCCUUUGUUGCUAG